Molecule: messenger RNA, 1107 nt
Organism: Paramecium primaurelia
Lineage: Eukaryota; Ciliophora; Oligohymenophorea; Peniculida; Parameciidae
Source: the annotation of a GenBank genome assembly
AUGCAAGGCUCUUUUUAAGUGAAGGAAUCUCUAGCUGACAUCUUUGAUUAAGUAAAAGAUGUAGAUAUACAAAUCUUUUGGGUUAUAUUAGAGAUAUUUCGAAAGGAAAAAGUUUAAGACUGCAUUGGAUAUCUAUCAGAUAUGGUGAAUCAGAGACAAUUAGAAUCAUAAAUUUUACAUCAAGAAGGAAAUUUCACCCGAGCUGAAACAGAAUAGAAAUUUUCUGUUAUUGGAAAUGAUAUUAAGUAAAUUUCAGAUGUUUUAAGAAAAUUAAAAGAUCAUGACUUCAAUUACAAAGACCUUUCCUCUGAAGAAAAUGAAGAAUCUACAUUAAGUCUUAUUAAAAGCAUCAAGGAUAAUAGAACGAUCAAUUAAUUUCUUCAAUUUUUAGUUCAACUCACUUCCAUAAAUGACACUUUAAUAUAAUGUGGGUCUAAUUCAUUAAAUUUAUUAGUUUAAAUGCAGGUGAAUCUUAGAAACAAAAAUUUUGAAAACAUUAAAAUUUAAAAUACUUCUUUAAAGGAAGCUAAUUUUGUUAGGUGUAUUUUCAGUGGAUCCUAAUUUUAUAAUGUUAAUAUUAGUGGAAUUAAUUUGAAUGGAGCGGUAUUAUUGAAUUGUAAAUGGAAGAAUUUAAGAAUCCAUCAUGAAUUAAAUACAUUAAAUGGUCAUAGUGGUAGUGUGAGUUCAGUCUGUUUCUCUCCUGAUGGAAAUACAUUAGCUACUUGUAGUUAUGAUGGGUCUAUCUGUCUAUGGGAUGUCAAAACAGGAUAAUAAAAAGUCAAAUUAUAUGGUCAUUAAUAUUAAGUCCAUUCAGUUUGUUUCUCUCCUGAUGGAAAUACAUUAGCUUCUAGCAGUUGUGAUACCUCUAUCUUAUUAUGGGAUGCUAAAACUAAGAAAAAAAUAGUCAAAUUGGAUGGUCAUUAAUAUUAAGUCUACUCAGUCUGUUUCUCUCCUGAUGGAAAUACAUUAGCUUCUAGCAGUUGUGAUAAGUCUAUCCGUCUAUGGGAUGUCAAAACGGGAAAAUAAAAAGUCAAAUUAUAUGGUCAUUAAUAAUAAGUCUACUCAGUCUGUUUCUCUCCUGAUGGAAAUACAUUAGCUUCUGGUAGU